Messenger RNA from Gorilla gorilla gorilla (western lowland gorilla), 2445 nucleotides. It is a transcript of the gene OGFR, whose product is annotated as opioid growth factor receptor. The transcript is spliced from 7 exons. NCBI's taxonomy places the organism in Eukaryota, Metazoa, Chordata, Mammalia, Primates, Hominidae. Bases 116 to 2095 code for a protein of 659 amino acids. Gene Ontology annotation, cellular component: membrane. The record is from RefSeq and is a predicted model, not a curated record. Gene Ontology annotation, molecular function: opioid growth factor receptor activity.
GCGCGGACGCGGGCGGGGCCUGGGCCGCUCCGUCCCCUCCCCCCGCCCGCCCCCCGCGCUUCCUCUGCUUUCGGUUUCGCUUCCGCCUCCAGCGCGAGCCCCGCCGCCGCCGAGCAUGGACGACCCCGACUGCGACUCCACCUGGGAGGAGGACGAGGAGGAUGCGGAGGACGCGGAGGACGAGGACUGCGAGGACGGCGAGGCCGCCGGCGCGAGGGACGCGGACGCAGGGGACGAGGACGAGGACGAGGAAUCGGAGGAGCCGCGGGCGGCGCGGCCCAGCUCGCUCCAGUCCAGAAUGACAGGGUCCCGAAACUGGCGAGCCACGAGGGACAUGUGUAGGUAUCGGCACAACUAUCCGGAUCUGGUGGAACGAGAAUGCAAUGGGGACACGCCAAACCUGAGUUUCUACAGAAAUGAGAUCCGCUUCCUGCCCAACGGCUGUUUCAUUGAGGACAUUCUUCAGAACUGGACGGACAACUAUGACCUCCUUGAGGACAAUCACUCCUACAUCCAGUGGCUGUUUCCUCUGCGAGAACCAGGAGUGAACUGGCAUGCCAAGCCCCUCACGCUCAGGGAGGUCGAGGUGUUUAAAAGCUCCCAGGAGAUCCAGGAGCGGCUUGUCCGGGCCUACGAGCUCAUGCUGGGCUUCUACGGGAUCCGGCUGGAGGACCGAGGCACGGGCACGGUGGGCCGAGCACAGAACUACCAGAAGCGCUUCCAGAACCUGAACUGGCGCAGCCACAACAACCUCCGCAUCACACGCAUCCUCAAGUCGCUGGGUGAGCUGGGCCUCGAGCACUUCCAGGCGCCGCUGGUCCGCUUCUUCCUGGAGGAGACGCUGGUGCGGCGGGAGCUGCCGGGGGUGCGGCAGAGUGCCCUGGACUACUUCAUGUUCGCCGUGCGCUGCCGACACCAGCGCCGCCAGCUGGUGCACUUCGCCUGGGAGCACUUCCGGCCCCGCUGCAAGUUCGUCUGGGGGCCCCAAGACAAGCUGCGGAGGUUCAAGCCCAGCUCUCUGCCCCAUCCGCUCAAGGGCUCCAGGAAGGUGGAGGAGGAAGGAAGCCCCAGGGACCCCGACCACGAGGCCAGCACCCAGGGUCGGACCUGUGGGCCAGAGCAUAGCAAGGGUGGGGGCAGGGUGGACGAGGGGCCCCAGCCACGGAGUGUGGAGCCCCAGGAUGCGGGACCCCUGGAGAGGAGCCAGGGGGAUGAGGCAGGGGGCCACGGGGAAGAUAGGCCGGAGCCCUUAAGCCCCAAAGAGAGCAAGAAGAGGAAGCUGGAGCUAAGCCGGCGGGAGCAGCCGCCCCCAGAGCCAGGCCCUCAGAGUGCCUCAGAGGUGGAGAAGAUCGCUCUGAAUUUGGAGGGGUGUGCCCUCAGCCAGGGCAGCCUCAGGACGGGGACCCAGGAAGUGGGCGGUCAGGCCCCUGGGGAGGCAGUGCAGCCCUGCCGCCAACCCCUGGGAGCCAGGGUGGCCGACAAGGUGAGGAAGCGGAGAAAGGUGGAUGAGGGUGCUGGGGACAGUGCUGCAGUGGCCAGUGGUGGUGCCCAGACCUUGGCCCUUGCCGGGUCCCCUGCCCCAUCAGGGCACCACAAGGCUGGACACAGUGAGAACGGGGUUGAGGAGGACACAGAAGGUCGAACGGGGCCCAAAGAAGGUACCCCUGGGAGCCCAUUGGAGACCCCAGGCCCCAGCCCAGCAGGACCUUCAGGGGACAAGCUGGUCGAGAGCCCAUCGGAGACCCCAGGCCCCAGCCCAGCAGGACCUGCAGAGGAUGAGCCGGCCAAGAGCCCAUCAGAGACCCCAGGCCCCAGCCCCACAGGACCUGCAGGGGACGAGCCAGCCGAGAGCCCUUUGGAGACCCCAGGCCCCAGCCCAGCAGGACCUGCAGGGGACAAGCCGGCCGAGAGCCCAUCGGACACCCCAGGCCCCAGCCCGGCAGGACCUGCAGGGGACAAGCCGGCCGAGAGCCCAUCGGACACCCCAGGCCACAGCCCGGCAGGACCUACAGGGGAUGAGCCAGCUGAGGCAGGGGAGGCAGCAGAGGUGCAGGCCGCAGAGAUGGAGUCUUCUGCCAAGUCUGGGAAGCCUUAAGGAAAGGAGUGCCCGUCGGCGUCUUGGUCCUCCUGUCCCUGCCGCAGGGGCUGGGGCCUCCGGAGCUGCUGCGGGCUCCCCUCAGGCUCUGCUUUGUGACCCGUGACCCAUGACCCACAGUGCUGGCCUCCUGUGGGGCCACUAUAGCAGCCACCAGAAGCUGCGAGGCCCUCAGGGAAGGCCAAGGCCUGCAGAAGCCUCCUGGCCUGGCUGUGUCUUCCCCACCCAGCUCUCCCCUGUGCCCCUGUCUUUGUAAAUUGACCCUUCUGGAGGGGGGGCGGUGGGCAGGGCUGCUUUUCUUAGUCUGGUACCAAGCAAGGCCUUUUCUGAAUAAAUUCGUUUGACUUUGA